GGGAGAGAGGCACAGCAGCCACUCACAUGAACUGACAUGCGGGUUGGUGUGUGAUACAGAAGACCUUGACUGAGGCAUGGCUAUGUCCGCAGGCGGGCUGAAUGUGCUGCGGGGCUGGCUGUGGCUGCAGACCCUGGGGCUGCUGCUGGCUCAGCUCGUCAUCAGCAACGUCUGCAGGUCUCUGACCACCAUGACGGACGGCUUCCACACACUCUACCUCUUCAUGCACAUGUCCGUCUUCCUCCACGCCCGGCACCGAGCGGGCGACUGCACCACGGAGUCCGCUCCUACAUCCCCUCCUACUUCCCCCCCUACAUCUCCUCCUACCUCACCUCCUACAUCACCUCCUACAUCACCUCCUGCGUCAACUCCUACGUCACCUCCUACCUCACCUCCUACCUCACCUUCUCUGUCACCUCCUGCCUCACCUCCAACCUCGCCUCCUUCCUCCUCUCCCCGACCUCCGACCCCUGAUCUGAAGGCUGAUUCUGGUCGACAUCCCGAGGGCGGCUUGGGCCCGCCCCCCCCCGGCUCCGGGCUGUCCUACCCAGCGAUGAGGACCCAGAGUGUGGAGGUGUUCUCCUCAGCGCUCUGCCUGGCCACUCUAUGCGGGACCUACUUCCUGGAGGUGCUCCCUCAGAUAAUGGAGCCCACGGAGAAGCGCUUCCCGCUGGUGUCCACGGUGGUGGGGGUGCUCAGUGUCCUCCACAACGCCCUGGUGCUGGGCUUGACCUGGGCCCGUCUGCCGGGGGGCGGACCGGACCAUGGAGCCAUCGGACGGGCGGAGACAGGAGGAGGAGAGCCAGGGCGUGGCGGGGCCGAGGCCGGCCGAGCCGCCUCCUACUGGGCAGACGCACUCGUCUUCUCCAACCCUGACGCCCUCGCUGCCCUGGAGCCCGAGGCCAGGGAGCCCCGUCAGGACCCGGGGACACUGGUCCCCAGAGGACCCCCCGGACCAGCCUCUGAGGUCCGAGUCCCGAGCAUCCGGUCUGACGGGUACCCUGACGGGGUGGGAUAUGGGCGCCGGGGGCUGGCCCGUCUCCGGGCGGCGGCGGCGGCGUUCCCGGCGCUGUUCCCCGCGGUCCUAGCGGUGGUCCAAGGGCUGCUUCUGAUGCUGGCCGCCCCGCAGUGCGUUCCCGCGUCUCUGAGCUGCACCUCCCUGGUCCAUCUGGAUGUGGCCUUCUCCAUGAUGGCCAUCGCCGUGCUGCUGGUCAGCGCCGGGCCGCAGGUGUACCGAUACGGCCUGCUGCUGCUGCAGGCCAGUCCGGCCAGCGUGUCCAUGGCAGAUCUCAAGGGGGAGAUCUCCCGUGUCCCGGGAGUCCAGUCUCUGCACGACUUCCAUGUUUGGCAGCUGACAGAAACGCGAAGCGUGGCGUCCGUGCACGUACGGUGCCAAGAUGGCUUCCAGAAACACCGGUGUGGUGAUCUGAUAGCAGCCGUCACCAAGGUGUUUCAGGGCUUCGGGAUCAGCUGCUGCACCAUCCAGCCAGAGUUCCCCCCCCCUCCGGCCCUGGGCCCGGCCCCUGCCGACAGGACCCCCAGCAGCGCUCCCCCGGGGCCCCCUAGCAGGGCCUGUGGGCUGGCCUGUGGGGCGGCAUGUCAGGAGAAGAUGUGCUGCUCGCCAAGAGAAGAACUGUGACAGCGCCCCCACUGGAGGAGGAGCUCAUCGAGAACGACUCUCUAGUGGAACAGUGAUUACACAUAGCAUUAAACGUAUUAACUUGAGAAUAGGGUCGUAGGUAUGCUAUAGCAGAGAAGGUUAGGGUUAGCUAACCCUAAUCCUAACCCUUAUCAUAUUAACUGAAGAAUAGGGUCGUAGGUAUGCUAUAGCAGAGAAGGUUAGGGUUAGCUAACCCUAAUCCUAGCAUUAAGCAUAUUAACUGAAGAAUAGGGUCGUAGGUAUGCUAUAGCAGAGAAGGUUAGGGUUAGCUAACCCUAAUCCUAGCAUUAAGCAUAUUAACUGAAGAAUAGGGUCGUAGGUAUGCUAUAGCAGAGAAGGUUAGGGUUAGCUAACCCUAAUCCUAACCCUUAACAUAUUAACUGAAGAAUAGGGUCGUAGGUUUGCUAUAGCAGAGAAUGUUUCUCAUCCCUGAGCCUCAGGGUAAGGCUUUAGAUGCCCCCAGACAGGACUCAAACCAACAACCUCUGCCUGAGGGCCCACUGCCUGUCCUAUUACACCACUGGGGGAUUUACUGGUGCAGGCUUAGGGUCAUGAUGGGGCUAGGAUGUGUUUGGGCUUUAAUAAAGUAGGCUUAUUUUAUGUAUAGUUUAGAGAUUCUAUUUGUUUGCAUUUAUAUAUUCAAUGAAAUAAAAUGAAUUGUCUCUCA
Gadus morhua (Atlantic cod) is the source of this 2327-nucleotide messenger RNA. RefSeq names its product zinc transporter 10. Gene Ontology annotation, cellular component: membrane; Golgi apparatus; endoplasmic reticulum. Lineage: Eukaryota; Metazoa; Chordata; Actinopteri; Gadiformes; Gadidae. The record is from RefSeq and is a predicted model, not a curated record. The transcript has 6 exons. Gene Ontology annotation, biological process: intracellular zinc ion homeostasis; zinc ion transmembrane transport; detoxification of zinc ion. Gene Ontology annotation, molecular function: zinc ion transmembrane transporter activity; calcium channel inhibitor activity. Bases 77 to 1639 code for a protein of 520 amino acids.